AUGGCCCCUUUUGCAUAUGAGUUUCGGGGAAAUGACGGGCGUGACCGCGACCGAGUUCGAGACGAUGGCCCGAUUAGAGACAAACAAAGAAGAAGAGACGGAGAUCGUAAUAGGCCUCCACAGCAUCAAUUUACUUUUCGCUUCACUCCAAAGCCUACCUCCGAACGUCCAUUGUUGUCGCGCCAACGUGAAACUACGCCAGAACUCCUCGGCAGCCAUCAAGAUGGUCAUGAUAAACUACAAUUAAAAUUUGCUCAUCCCGAUGAGCUCACCGACAGCGAUGAGGCGGACAUGGAAGAGUCAUCUUCUGAAGAUGAUGACAGUGACUCAAAUCCACCCCGGAAGAAGCGUGCUGUUCAACCGGCACCCACCGCUGCUGUUGUGCCUCCCAAGUGGUCCAAUCCAGAUCCAUAUACUGCGCUGCCUCCUCCAGACGAGACGCAGACUAAACGUCCCGAUUUUGUCAAACUUAUUCGCAAGGCACGUAUUGCUGCAGCCUCAGGACCUUUGACCGGUGGUGACGCCGUGACCACCAACGAAGACUUUAUAUCUUUUGGUACCGAGGAUGACGAUCUCGUAGACGAGAACCUCCCUCCAGUAAAUGCCCCUUCUGGCCCAAAGAAUAAUAAGCAGCGGGUUGAAGAUGUUGGUGCAGGAAAGAAACGCACACGAGAUGAUCAAGUUAAAGUUUUCACAGGAAAGUUUGGGAAGGUUGGCUUUACUCCGCAAGGAGAUAUUAUUAGCGUAUGGAAGGCACGGCCGUCUGACAACCAGACCCCAUGGCUCGAGUUGAUGGAGCCUACAAUGCAUCUUGGUACUAGACUUCAUAACGAGAUUCUUGCAUUCUAUGACUGGGUUAAACCUCGACCUUAUGAGGACAUGAUUCGGAAAGAUCUCAUUCAAAGAAUUCAAUAUGUUUUUGAUUCCCAGCCAAAAUUUCGUGGCAUGGAGGUCCAAUCAUUUGGAUCGUUCGCAUCAGGGCUAUAUCUUCCUGUGGCUGAUAUGGACCUAGUCUUGCUUUCGCCUAAUUUCAGACGAUAUGGAAGAGAAAGUUUUAUCCCAUACAGAAGGAGCCAAGGUGGCAGAAUCUCGAUAUAUGAAGUCGCCAGAGUUGUCGAGAGGGCGGGUGUAAUAGUCUCGGGGUCAAUGGAAAUUAUCUCCGGUGCCAGGGUUCCCAUUCUCAAAUGGGUUGAUCGUUUAACCGGCCUCAGGGUUGACAUGGCCUUUGAUAACGACAGCGGCAUUCGUGCCAUCCAGACUUUUAAAAAGUGGAGGGAAGCAUACCCGGCAAUGCCCGCUAUUGUUGCUAUUGUGAAACAAUUUUUGCUCUUACGAAGCUUAAAUGAGGUUCCUACGGGCGGGUUAGGUGGAUUUUCCAUCAUUUGUCUGGUUGUUAGCUUGCUACAACACAUGCCUCAUCGCUUGGACGGUCAUGGCCCUUCUCUCGGCAGCGUUCUUAUGGAUUUCUUUGACUUUUAUGGAAACAAGUUUGACUUCUCAUCAGUUGGAAUUAGGAUGGAACCACCUGGGUAUUUCAACAAGGUUGUCUACAACCACGAGAAGAAGGCCCGGUUAUCAAUAGAGGACCCUAAUCGGCCAGAGAAUGACAUUUCCGUGGGCACGAAAGAGAUUGGCCUAGUAUUCCGCUGCUUUUCCAAAGCCUACGACGAUUUGAAAUCCAGAAUGACAUUGCUCGCUACUUCGCAGAAUCAAACAAAAGUUUGUUUUUUGGAUACCAUCAUCUCGGCAUGUUAUGAUGAGUAUACGGAUCAGCGCGCUCAUUUGCGUUCAAUCUUCGAGAAUGAAGCUAGGUUCAUUCCAUAUCUCCGAAUGCUCACUCCUCCACCUCCGCCCCCAGAUAGCCCGUCGGAAUCUGAAUAUGACCCAGAGCAUGCGCCUGUUCCUCCCCCACCUCCUGUCCCAACGAAUUCUGAAAUAAAAAUCAAGGGCAUUAGUUCUUCUAAUAGCAGCGAUGACAAGGUAGCUAUUAAGCGCCAGAAGAAGCAAAAGAAGAAAGGCAGCAAACAAAAAAAACAGAACAAAGUCAGCAAGAAGACUUGA
This is a messenger RNA of Talaromyces atroroseus, 2061 nucleotides long. RefSeq lists its product as hypothetical. Bases 1 to 2061 code for a protein of 686 amino acids. NCBI's taxonomy places the organism in Eukaryota, Fungi, Ascomycota, Eurotiomycetes, Eurotiales, Trichocomaceae. Gene Ontology annotation, biological process: RNA 3'-end processing. Gene Ontology annotation, molecular function: poly(A) RNA polymerase activity; mRNA binding. The transcript has 3 exons. The record is from RefSeq and is a predicted model, not a curated record. Gene Ontology annotation, cellular component: nucleolus; TRAMP complex.